Molecule: messenger RNA, 3322 nt
Organism: Schistocerca americana (American grasshopper)
Lineage: Eukaryota; Metazoa; Arthropoda; Insecta; Orthoptera; Acrididae
Product: mitochondrial thiamine pyrophosphate carrier-like
Exons: 9
Coding region: 486-1553 (355 amino acids)
Biological process (GO): thiamine pyrophosphate transmembrane transport
Cellular component (GO): mitochondrial inner membrane
Molecular function (GO): thiamine transmembrane transporter activity
Source: RefSeq, a predicted model, not a curated record
GUCUGUGAUUAUACUCCAUUUUCGUAAAUAUGCCGCAUUGAGGGCAAAUUUGGCAAUGGUACAUGGUACAGUAGUUGAAGCAUUUGAAACGAGGACUUUGAAAGAGCAUGACACGCUGAGGUUGACAUGAAAUGAACAUUUUAGUGCCAAGUAUGAAGUAUCGAAGUGUAAUUACAUGUCAGGCCGCAUGACCGAGCGUAACUUACAGACGUUACAUUAAAGUAAUGUUUGUUCGAAGUCUCUUUAAAAACCCUCGCAGAUUACUUAACGUUUAUUAUUUUCUCGUAUGUUAGACGUACCUUUACCGCCUCAGCCCAAAUGCCACAUAGUUUGUGGUAAAAGUAGUACACCAGACACUAAGACGUCACGUCCAACCCGAUGAUGGAGCAGCUGAUGAAUUACUAUUGUUCUCGUUUAUGAACUUGGAUGCGGAGGACAAAGCCGGUAUCACCACCCCUCAUACCUAGCGCUGAUGCUACCCUGCGAUGGUUGGCUUUGAUCCGUCAUCAAAAUCAAAAUUGGAUAGUGUUGAAUACAGUAUUGCAGGCGCUGGCAGUGGAGCAAUAACUAGAUUUUUAUGCCAGCCAUUGGAUGUCUUGAAAAUAAGAUUUCAGCUCCAAGUAGAACCAAUAUCCAAGAAGUAUGCAGGCUCAAAAUACAAGAGUGUACUACAAGCUGUUAAGUGUAUUGCCCAAGAAGAAGGCAUUUCAGCUCUGUGGAAAGGACAUAUACCAGCACAGUGCCUUUCUGUUGUGUAUGGUGUUGCUCAGUUUAUAUCAUUUGAAACAUUGACAAGUCAGUGUUGGAAAUAUUUUCCAACAGUAUACAGUGACCACAGAGCCAUACUGCAUUUUUCCUGUGGUGCAGCAUCGGGAUGCUUUGCUACAUUAGUAUCAUUUCCUUUUGAUGUUGUUCGGACGCGUCUUGUUGCUCAAGGAGAGCCUAAGGUGUACAGAGGCAUCACGCAUGCUUUCUCAGUUAUUUACUCAAAACAUGGAACAUUAACGUUUUUCAGGGGUCUAAGUCCAACUUUAAUCCAGAUAGCACCUCAGACUGGUGCACAAUUUGGAUUUUAUCAGGCUUUCACAAAUUUGUGGGUGAACAUUGGUGCAGGACGAGACACUAACAGGAAUACACAGAUUUUCUUGUAUGAGUCUUUGAUCUGUGGUUCCCUGGCUGGAAUUUGUGCAAAGGCAUUAGUUUACCCCUUGGAUCUUGCAAAAAAAAGGUUACAGAUUCAGGGAUUUGAAACAGCAAGAAGCAGUUUUGGAAAGCGCUGCCACAUCGAUUCAACAUCAUCCACCACACAGCAUCCACAUCUAAAGUGCAGAGCACCUGGAAGAUGUGAAUAUGUAAAACACAUUUGGCAUCCUGCUCAGGUAUUUCAGUGCAACGGGUUACUCCACUGUAUAGCAACAAUAGUAAAAACAGAAGGUUCUGCAAGUCUCUUAAAAGGAUUGUGGCCAAGUCUGUUAAAAGCUGCUGCCACAACUGCUAUUCAUUUUGCUGCUUAUGAGCAGAUAUGUGCCUUCUUGCUCUCAUUUCAUCACUAGUGUGGGAUGAGGUUGAUAUAUCUCUUCUGUGAUACAUCUUCCCAUAUUUAUAUAUUGGAUCAUCAAAACUGUUUAUUAUAAACAUUAAUAUUUUACACAAAUAAUUCUACUGUAUUUGGUAUAAAAUAUUAUUUAUUCUAUUGCUUUUACAAUGAGACUUAAAAACUGCAACUGAUUUUUGUAUAUUUUCUGUGACAUAUUUACUUCAGUUGUACCCUAAAGAAUUAAAACUACUAAGCACAGUCAGAAAUAUUGUACAAAUAAUGCCACUAUUUUAGCAUACGCUACAUUAUCUUUGCUGUGAUAUCAAAACUGUAUUCAUUGUAUAAUAAUUGACGUACUUUGGAAAAAAAAAAGUGUUUCAUUCUGAGUAAGCUGUUACAGAUUUUUAUGUGCCUCUGGUACUCACUUUUUAAGCUCAUUUAUUAAUAAGAAGUGUGAAAGCAUUGAGUUACUGUUUCAGGCACAGGCACAUUGGUUAUGAUUUCAAAUUGCCUUCCUGUAACUGCUAAAAUUUGUGCCUGUCCCAGGAACAGAAUGCACAUUUAUGUGAUGUGAAGAAUUCAUACAACUGAACUUUCUGGAGCACGUAGUGUGUAGUGCCUUAGAAAAGUAGCAGGCAGUACAGUUUUUCAAGAAAAACAUUCCAUGAAGAACCUAAGCACCAAAUGUAUGUUACAUGUUUCUUUCAUUCUCUGUGUUGAUGCUGUUGAAGUACACAAGGUUUCCAAAUUAACAAGUCUCAUAAAGAGAUUUAAAAACUGACUCUCAGUAGCAAGGAACUGAAAAGCAAUUACCCAAGGCAAAGGAUUAGGGUAAUGCAGAAAUGAAGAAAUGAUUUGGAUGUGAGGAUGAGGGGAGGUUGCCAGUGAUAAACAAACUCAGAGAUACGACAUUUUUAUUUUUAAAAUAUUUGUGGUGGAAAAUAUAUGCUUAUGUCUCUUAUAUGUAAGUGAAGGUUUCAUAAAGAGUUUUCUUUACUUUUUAUAGUCAUUUCUAAGCAAAUUACAUUUGAGUCAGAAUAUAAAUAUUUAAGUUAUAUUUUCUUAUCAAAAUAUUUUUGUAAGUACCCAUAAUGACCACUUUAUUAACAAGUUUUGAGACUUUUUUUUUUAAGAAAAGUAGUGAUUAUGUAGGUCUUGUUAGCUAUAAUAUGUGAAACUAAAAAUAGUCUGUGAAAAAACAAUCCCUCAAAAAUAAAAAAAAAAUAUUCCUUAGGACAGAUAACAUCAGACUACUGACCAGAAAAAUAUAUAUGAAAUGUAUUUACAGAAUUACUAUGAAGCUGCAAAAUUUCCUGUUUUUCUAUGUUUCAUGACUACUGUAUGCUCUGUGCCUUUCAUCUGUUUAAAAGUGAAGUUAUAUUUGGCUGUUUUGCAACGAAGUAGUAAGGGAGUCUUAUAUCACAUAAUAUUAUUCUUCUUCUUUUUUCUAUAAAAAAUGUCUUAAAAUCGCAGUAUUUUCUUGUGUUAAUUUUAUUGCAUUUAAUUUAACAUUUGUAGAAACACAAAAAUACACAUUUUUAACAAUGAAUAACUAUUAACAGUAGGAAAAAGUACCUACAUCUACAUGUGAAACUUAUUUGUACAGAUAGCAGCACUGGUAAUAUUGUUUGAACAUAAACUCAAAACAUUUGUAAUUGCUUAAUCCAGUUAUAACACCACUUUUAACUAUUUCAAAUCUAGGAUGUGUGCUGCUUUCUCCUGGACUACUGAACUAAUUCUGUGAGAGCAAUGUUAAUGUGAAGUCCAAUGCUUAUAACUUUACAG